Molecule: messenger RNA, 2910 nt
Organism: Nematocida homosporus
Lineage: Eukaryota; Fungi; Microsporidia
Exons: 1
Coding region: 1-2910 (969 amino acids)
Source: RefSeq, a predicted model, not a curated record
AUGCAAGUAAUAAGGAAAGAUCGCUAUGUUCCUUUGAAAAGGAGCUUUACCCAUCGAGUAGGGCUUGUUCUCAUCGUAUUAGUCUGUCUGGGCUGGGCCGCCGCCGAGAACCAAAAUGGGCCGUGGCAAAGAAUUCGAAGAUUAACCCAAAGCAAUCAUGCGUUUGAUUUAAUUAAGAGCAAAAGCCAAAUAUCAACUACACCUGAACCAGAGACAAAACACAUCAACCUCAAACAGUACUUGGUAGAACAAAAGGAAAACAUAUCGAGCGUGCUUAACUUCAAGUCAGUUUGGUUGCAAGAUGACAUAGCGAAUGGUGCCACUAGCAGCCCAUCAGGUAAUACUGAACCUAACCCAAUAGUAAUCGAGACAGGAAUCAAGAUAAAAAACAGCGCAGGAAUCAAGACAAAAGCCAACACUGAAGCCAGCACUACUUCUUGGAAUGAUUUGAAAGAUACUCUCCAGCUGAUAAAAGCAAUCAAAUGUGAAGGCUUUUCCUUCUACGGACCUCCAAACGGUGCACCGCUUGCCAUUCCAACAGACGUACUGAUCUACUUGCUGAGCAUCACUGAAUGCUCAACCAUGCACAUUAGCAAUGUAAACGAGCUAGCAUCUAAAGAGCUUAACAUUGGAUUGUCUAAACCACCAGCCAGAUUAAACACCCCAACAACCUAUUUAGCGUGUACCGGCUGCUCAGUUACCGCCCUUUCCACUCUAGUUUCUUCAGAAACUGUCAACUUCAAACUAGCCCAGCUUGAUCUUGUCGACCUUGUCGGCCAAAACCUCAAUUGGAUAAAGCAGCUACAAUGGGAUGAAGAACAGGUUAGUAUUUCUAUUAGACACAAGGCCAUCGAACUUACUAAUGAGGACAAUAAUCCCCUAGACGGCCAGAACAAAAAGGAAUACAGACAUCCCAAAACAAUUAACUUGCAAGUUUUCCAGAACAUUGCUAGCGCCAAGAAGCAAGUCCGUUUUAUCAACCUACCAGCCGAAACCAAUCUCGUGAACAUUGCGCCGACCGAUGCCGCCAACAGUCCAACGCCAAGUCCAGCUUCAGAAAUUACCUUGGUCGUAGAUCAUGCGAUCUGGGAAGCCUUUUUAGUCUCCCAGCAAAGGGCGCCUAUCGUGAUAGAUAAGCUUUUGUUCAUUUGUUCGGCCAAAACCCGCGAUAGCUUAGAUGAGCUAAAAGACAGACUCCGCAAAAGGAACAACCCUCGUCCGGAAGCCCAAAUUAAGGCUACUCGCAUUGAUACUAGCGCCAUAUGUGCCUCGGAAGAAGACAUACACAAAUUGUUGGUUAUGACUGGUAAUUUAGGCCAGGUCAACUUUAUCAAUAUGCCUAAGAUGCUAUAUAAUUCUACCAAAAAGCCACAGAGCUAUUCAAUUGAGUCAGUCGCAAAGAUGUUUGAAGAACCAAGCCCACCAAAGACCCCAUCAACUGACUUACCACCACGUUCCAUCCCCAUCUUACCAGAACCAACCACUCCAACUACUCCAGCCUCCCCGGUCAUUUCAACUACUCCAACCACUCCAGCCAUUUCAACCUCGCCCUCUUUGGCUGAGCAGACGCCCCAAGAAGGUGACACCGGAGCCGUUCAAGAAGUCCUUAAUGAGAUUGUUGAUGAGAUUGUUGAUAACCAGCAGGCACAAUUCCAAACCGACCAGCCGCCAGCAUUGCCAUUGACCCCAAGGCCCAUAGACCUUUUUGGCGGUCGAAGCCACAUCUGUGUCUACAAUAGUAUUUUGGAUGACGACCAGCGGAAAGUAAUUCAAAAUCAUUCGCUAUAUGAAGUGGAUGACUUUGAUGCCGAGUUUACAAAGGAUUUAUACGAUGGUCGGAUUGAAGUAGUUAGUAUGACAGAGCUCUUUAAAGAAAAGAAGCCUAUGACCAUACAUAAGCCUAUGCCUAGACCCACGACUCCCCUUCUUGUCGACUCGCAAAAUGAUACAUCAAAUCUAACUCAACCACCCCGCCCUAACAAGGGAAUAAUUGAAAGAGUACGUUCAUUCUGGCAACGAUUAUUCAAAUCCACGCCGGCCGCACCUACUCCUAACCCAAAAGAAGACUCCAUGCCUGUCGACACCAAAACACCUCCUGGUCUCAUUGCAGUCAUUAAAGUGCUGUAUGAGAUGGAUGCUGAGAAAAUGCACCCCAAACUUUUCCGUGUGUCGGGUACUACGAGUAAUGUUACUGAUGUGCUUAAGAGAAACAUUAUCAACAAUCAGCCACUCACCACGGAAGAACUGGAAUAUAUGGAUCCCGCCCUGCUCACUAGUGCAAUCACUGGGUAUAUAAGAGAACACCACACCGCAUUAUUAGACUUAACCCAUUGGGAAAUGCUCAGGUCUCUCCGUGAUAAAGUGAGCCGACUAGUGGAAGACUACCAACAGCAAUCAAAUACUUCCACCCAGCCAUUGGAAAUAGCAUCUCAAGGGCCCAACCCCAGUGAGCCAAGGUCAGAUAAAUCACAACUGCUUCUUGGUGGUGCAUGCCCGCCGAAGGGCCCAUUAAGCCAGAUGAUUGAAGAAGUCAUCGGAACCUACGAUAAGCCAUCAGAUGAACUUAAGGACGUAGUUAAGCAAGCUAUCCAAACUCUUGACAUUCACACGAUUUGGAUUUUUAAGUCUCUAAACAAACUCAUUGCUAGAAUACACGAUCUUAACCCUGUAUUCAUUCAAGGCACCAAAGUGUCGGUUUGCUACUAUAAAAACUGGCCAACCGCUUGCUGGGGGUCCAUUACCGCACCAACAAUCCAGGAAGAGAUUUUGAUGUCAAACCAAAUGCAUAACAUCUACUUCCCAUUCAUUAUCUGUUUGCUAAAAGAAACCGAAAACAUCCAUAUCUACCAGAAGCCAAUCAGGCACAUCGUAAGCCCAUUCCCAGCGCAACCAGAACCUCAGAGCCCGUGA